Messenger RNA from Macroventuria anomochaeta, 3372 nucleotides. RefSeq lists its product as uncharacterized. The transcript has 5 exons. The record is from RefSeq and is a predicted model, not a curated record. Lineage: Eukaryota; Fungi; Ascomycota; Dothideomycetes; Pleosporales; Didymellaceae. Bases 205 to 3372 code for a protein of 1055 amino acids.
CCCUGCAGUGUGUUCAGAGGUACACUGCGCGACGUUCCCACCUCCUGCGCAGCCAUUGCAUACAUAGCUCCGUCCCUGCAUUGCGUGCGCUACACAACGACCACGCUCGCGCGUCCCAGCACGCUCUCCGCCGGCCGCCCCUCCUCAUACCCAUUGGCUUCGACCGCAGAAGUCGCCCAUUGAGGCUGCCCACGCCAAUUCAACAUGCCUUUCUUCAAGAACGUCUUCAAAUCGAAAGACCCCUCCAGGUCAGGGUCAAAAGCAGACGCCAGCAGCGAGCCCGCUGCACCACGGCCGCGAUGGGAAGAUUCAUGGUCCCGCAAGGAUGUCGCCCCAGAAGAGGUCCAAGAGCUCGUCCACGUUUGCACACAAGAGAUGAAGUCGAGGGCUGUCGACAUGCCAUUCAUGCUCCUCCCUUUCCGCCCCACCUCGGACACAAGCGCUUCCCGCAAUUUCGUGCGCAACUUCUUCAAAGCAGCAUAUGAAGGGACACGGCAAUAUCGUGGGGAGAGCCUGGCGCAAGAGCUGCGCCUAGCCGAGCCAUUGACACUAUGUAGUAUCAUGAAAUGGUGCUGGAGUCGGCUGCCAGGUGGUGUUGUGACCUGGGAUGCUUAUGAGCUUUUUCGCAUUGGCGAGUCUGAUUCUAAUUUCGCAAGACACGCCUUCGAUACGUUCAUACCCCUCAGCGUCGACUCAGACGCACGCAAGCGCCUAAUCUUUGAUUUCUUUGACCUCUUGUCUGCAGUCGCAGCAAGAGGCAAGACCAAUGGCAUGGGUGGCAGGAAGCUGUCGCGCAUGGCAGGUUGGUGGGCUUUUGAAUUCCACGAUGAUGGAAACGGCUUCGACGGAGGGUACCGUACGUGGGAGAAGGCAGCAGAUGCUGCGAGCCAUCUCUUCUUCGCGUACCUACGAUCACUCUCCCCCGAUGCGAAUACAAUAGGCGGCAUUUCCAACCUUCCUCGUUCUCUUCAGUCGCUGCUUUCCCAGACCGAAUACCCGCCACAAGCGCCUACACUUAUGCAAUCUCGUACAACAAAGGUAGUCAUGAUCGUGGACUCUGUUUCACCGACGCCGUUCUCGUUAUUGCGUCGCGCAAAGAACUUCGAAUACCGGGACGAUGAUGCAGCAUUGCAGCAGUUUUCGGCUUACGAGGAUACUGUGAAGGCACUAACUGAUGAGUGCCGCAGAGUGCUAGAGUGCAUUGCGUCGGUAAAUCAGUCUGUCACGUCACCGGACGCUACAACUCCAGAUCCGUCCUGGUCACGAUUCGAGGACUUCGGUUUCUCUGGGCUCUUGGAAGAUUCUGCCAGCAGCACCAACGGAGCAUCGGCAGUGGGAAGUCCGCAUGAAUUCUCUGGCCUUCGAAAUGGAGCUCGCUCCAAAGAGACUGACUUUGGCCGUCCUACCACUCCGUCUUGGGCCGACUUCCUCUCUUCUGGAUUCGCCGACGAGAACAACCAGACUUCCCCAACUACUUUGUUGCUUCCAACACAGAAGCUUCCUCCGCUUGGUGAGCCAGCCCGUUUACAUAGCUCACAGUCACACGUCCGCAACGGGCAUGGCUCAGAAGAAGACCUUGAGCCUGGUGAACUCGCAAGCAUCACUGCAUUUGAUUUAGACGAGACGUUCUGGUGGGUGUGGAUGACGAGUCUUGCAAAUGAAGAAACUCCCGACCGAAAGGCAGCCUUUGGCAGAUGCACGAUAAUUGAGACACGGAUUCCAGGCGGAAAGUGGCUAGUUAUGGAAGAGCAGGUCAAGGGCGCCGCUGCGGGACCCGAAGAGGGCGCGUACAUCGCAGAAAAGAAGUCGAAGUUCAGCUUCACCAAGCGCGGACGUUUGGGACGAAGAAAGUCUACCGGCAAGAAGACCGCGCCUGUUGCGAAGGAUCCUUACAACCGAACAACUUCAAACACACCGUCAAGCACUAUCGGUGCAGACCAGCAUGCACGAAUCCAGGCUGCAGCUGCCAAACUGGCACAAAAGGAACGAGACCAGAAGGCAGCGGAACAAUAUGGCCAGCGCCGGGCCAGAAUGGACGAGGCAUCCUCCAUCAAGACGAACAGUGUGCUGACUUUACAGCCGCAUCUAUUGAGCGAAGCUGGGCCCGCUAUGAAAUGGGACAAGAGGUUUGGAGAGGGUGCGAAAGACAAGGAGGCUAUGCGUGCGCAGUACCUUGGUGACAUCAACGCUGGAAAGGGCUCAAGAAACGAUCUCAGGACCACAGCCAAUGGGCGCUCAUCACCACUACCUCCCGAGAUCUCGAAUCGCGACCUGCCUGCGCUGCCCAAGUCUCAGACGGACCUACCUGCAUCGAAGUCACAAGUAUGGGAGCCUUCUACAGCCAACUCUAGCCAAGACGUCACCAUCACCCCAGUCCCGUGGCCUGAGGAUUCACCCCUUCCCACUCCUCACCUCGAACCGGAGGAGAAGCCCCUGCCCGCUUCGGAUAACGUUGACCGGCAUCCUGCUUUGAAGGCGCCAGUCUCUGAGCGUAAGGCAAUCACACCAGUAUCUUCCAAUGUUCGCGCUAGUGAAGAGCAGACCAGACAACCCGAACCGAGGAAGCUGGAAAAGAAGAAGAAGGAAGGUGGCGGCGGUUUCAGGAAGCUCUUUGGCCGGAAGAAGACCGAUACAUCCGCUCCAGCUGGUGUCAACCAGCAGAGGCCGUCUGAAGACGACUCACGGUUUCGGGCGCUCGACGCUGCUCGAAGCACAUCUCGAGUCUCAUAUCACGGCCAGCAAUACCGAGAGCCAUCGCCAGCAAUCAGCGUUGAGCAGGCUGCGCCUGCUGGGACACAUUCUCCGGCUCUCGAGCCUAGCCCCAUACCUUUCGAGCAAGUACAGCCUGCAGCAGAACAGCUCAGUCCACCACUGGCUCCAGGUAGCGCUGCGCAUGAGCAACGCGAAGCAGAUCACGCCUUUUCGAGAUUCGACCAAGGCCCCAUGGAGGACAUGCCAGCCUUUGUGCCUGAGGAGAGCGAUGAGGAAGAUCAUGCCGCUCCGCCUGUAGUCCACCGUCGCCCAGUGGACCAUGACUCAAGGAUACAUCGACCUGUCACACCGCCUCAGCAGCAGACCGCAUACUCAAGGGAUGACAUCUCAGAAGACUCAGUUGAGGUCGGCAGACAAGCCUCGCCCUCGCAAGAUAGGUGGGCGCAGAUUAGGAAGAACGCAGCUGAGCGCGCAGCACGACUCAGCGAAGAGCAGACUCGUCGCAGCCGUAGCCAGAGCCAGAGUCAGCGUACCGACGAAGGGGAGACCAGUGGUGAGGAGACGAUCGAGAGCCGUGUUGCUCGCAUCAAAGCUCGCGUCGCCGAGUUGACGGGCAACGUCGAUGGAACGCCAGUCAGACCUGGUGGUGCCAUGCGGUAG